This is a messenger RNA of Rhododendron vialii, 2765 nucleotides long. Its product is annotated as receptor-like protein 9DC3. Bases 1 to 2652 code for a protein of 883 amino acids. The record is from RefSeq and is a predicted model, not a curated record. The transcript has 3 exons. NCBI's taxonomy places the organism in Eukaryota, Viridiplantae, Streptophyta, Magnoliopsida, Ericales, Ericaceae. Gene Ontology annotation, molecular function: protein binding.
AUGGAGAGGUUGAUAUGGCUCUUCCAUUUCCUCUUUCUUUUCUUCCAGUAUCAAUCUGCUUGUUCAUCCCCUCUCUCUUCAUCUCCUUCGUCGAAUCAUUUGUGUUCUCUCAAUGAGAGAUCUUCACUGCUGCAAUUUAAGCAAAUGUUUACCAUAGACUAUGCUUCCUCUUGGUGUGAUGUUCAUGAUUACCCGAAGACACUGUCUUGGAACGAGACUACUGAUUCCGAUUGUUGCUCAUGGGACGGGGUCACGUGCGAUGUGUCCACUGGUCACGUGACCGGGCUUGACCUCAGUUGUAGCCACCUCUAUGGCACCAUUCAUCCGAAUACCACUCUCUUCCAACUCUCACACCUCCAGCAACUCAAUCUCGCCUUCAAUCACUUCAACUUCUCCCCCUUUCCACCCUCUUUUAGCCGCUUCAUGAGCUUAUCCCAUCUCAACCUAUCCUCUUCCUUUCUGUCAGGCUCUAUCCCAUCAGAAAUCACCCACCUAUCCAAACUUGUUUCGCUAGAUCUCUCUUCUUCCAUUAUGUUACUAAGACUUGAACCGCACAAUUUCAAAACCCUGCUCAUGAACUUGACCCGCCUAGAAAACCUGAAGCUUACCGGAGUAAACAUUUCUUCGGGUCUACCCAAUUCCUUGAUGAAUUUGUCUUCUUUAGCAACUCUCGACCUUGCUGGGACCGGAGUCGAUGGAAAACUACUCGAUUCUACUGGCUAUCUUGGGUUUUUAAAUUACAUGGAUCUCUCUUACAACAAACUCUCUGGGCCUCUUCCCGAGUCGCUUGGAAACCUCACGAGGAUUACUCAUCUAGAUUUAUCGGGAAACGCUUUGAACGGUCAGGUCCCAUCUACUCUCUCAAAUCUUGAGCAACUGACCGAGUUGAGCAUUGCGGCCAACAAUCUCGAUGGUCUUGUGAGCAUUAACUUAAGCAACAAUAAACUGCAUGGUCCCAUUCCGCUGUCAAUAUCAGGUCUUGUGAACUUGCGUUUCCUCUACCUUUCGUCGAAUAAUCUGAGUGGUGUCAUGGAGCUACAGAAAUCCUCAAACCUUGAAAAACUUGAUCUUUCGGAAAAUAAUAUCUCAGCUGUGAGCAUUGGUAGUGGUAGUAAUGCCAAUGCUACCUUGCCCAAUCUUUUUUCGGUGUAUUUGUCCUCUUGCAAUAUAACCGAGUUCCCAGAAUUCUUAAAAAGCGCAGAGAACCUCGGAUCACUAGAUCUAUCCAACAACAAAAUUCAUGGAGAGUUCCCGGAAUUCUUUAAAAUAGCAGAGAACCUCCAAUCACUAGAUCUAUCCAACAACCAAAUUCAUGGAGAGAUUCCGAAGUGGGUAGGGGGGACUUCCUUGGUUUUUUUGGAUCUUUCCUAUAACUAUCUUCAAGGACCAUUCCGAGUUCCAGCAUCAUCAUUAUCCACCUUCCUAAUCUCACACAAUAAACUAACAGGAGAAAUCCCUUCAUCAUCAAUUUGCAAUUCCAGUGCCCUAAUGUAUCUUGUUUUGUCGAAUAACAACUUAAGUGGUGUUAUUCCCCACUGUUUGGGAAAUGUCAGCAACCUCUUAGUUUUAGAUCUACGGUCGAAUGGCUUCCAUGGGGCUAUCCCAACAACAUUUGCAAAUGGAAGUAGGUUGAGAAGUCUUAGUUUAAAUGCAAAUCAUUUGCGAGGACCAGUGCCGCGAUCUUUCGCCAAUUGUAAACGCAUGGAAGUUCUAGAUCUUGGGAACAACGAUCUAUAUGGUGCAUUCCCUGACUGGCUGGAGUCUCUUCCAGAGUUGCAAGUUCUUGUCUUGAAAUCAAACAGAUUUCAUGGUCCUAUAGGCACUUCUAGAACUGAAUCUCCUUUCCCUAAGCUUCGAAUUUUCGACAUUUCUCAUAACAACUUCACUGGGCUUCUACCGGAACGAUAUUUCCUCAAUUUCAAAGCCAUAAUGAAUGUGGAUAAAUCGAAAAUGCCGUUGCGAUACAUGGGAGAUAGUAUUGGUCAUCAUUAUUCUGUAGAGUUGGUCCUGAAGGGGGUAUCAACUGAAUUAACAUAUAUCCUCACAGUCUUCACAACAAUCGACUUCUCAUACAACAAUUUCAAAGGAGAGAUUCCAAAUGGCAUUGGAAAGCUACAAGGACUUCGGUUGCUAAAUCUAUCUCGGAAUGGUCUUUCCGGUCAUCUUCCAUCAUUGCUAGGAAACAUUACAAUGUUGGAAUCGUUAGACCUCUCUUCGAACCAGUUCACCGGGGAGAUUCCAGGGGAAUUCACAAGUCUGACAUUUCUUGCGGUCUUAAACCUUUCGGAAAACCAUCUAGUUGGUCUCAUACCUCAAGGAAAACAGUUUAAUACAUUUGAGAAUAACUCUUAUGUUGGGAAUUCGGGAUUGUGUGGAUUUCCGUUGUCAAAGAAAUGUGGAGAUAGUGAGGCACGACCACAGCCUCCACAACCGAUAUCCCAAGAUGAUAAUGAUGAUGAUUUUGCUAGUGGAUUUACUUGGAGGAUCGUGCUGAUGGGGUAUGGAUGCGGAUUUGUAAUAGGAGCGACUAUGGGAUUUGCUAUGUUCUUGAUUGGAAGACUGAAAUGGUAUACGAGAAUAGUUGGAGGAGAUCGGCGCAGGAAGGUGGUAAGGAUAAAUCAGAUUGGUUGGGGAAGAAGUCAGCAAAGUUAGAUGCUGUUUUCCGGGAGGAAAUAAUAACUGGGGUGGCUUGCUAGAACGAGUACUACAAUAAUAUCAUGCCCUGUAUAAUACAUGUUUUAUAUAGUCUUCAAAUAACUUCUCGG